Molecule: messenger RNA, 8256 nt
Organism: Sphaerodactylus townsendi
Lineage: Eukaryota; Metazoa; Chordata; Lepidosauria; Squamata; Sphaerodactylidae
Gene: HLCS
Product: holocarboxylase synthetase
Exons: 11
Coding region: 101-2800 (899 amino acids)
Biological process (GO): protein modification process
Cellular component (GO): cytoplasm
Molecular function (GO): biotin--[biotin carboxyl-carrier protein] ligase activity
Source: RefSeq, a predicted model, not a curated record
UGCUUCACUGACUGUUUGGUCCUCCUCCGCGGUGGCUGGUGCUGAGAUGGGGUGAAAGUAGCGCUAGGUGUCCGCUCCUUCCUGGCUGUGGCCACACGCCAUGCUCAUCACGCUUUGCUACUUGUACCUUUGGGCGCGUUGGGGGACCUUUUCAGCCGGACUGAUCCGUCGCACGGUGCGCAGACUGCAUCGGACUCGCUGCUCUUUCACCUUCUCUUGCUCCGGCCCCGGGUGCCCUCGCCAAUCCCUGCACCAGACCCACCGCUUUCCCCCUGCCAGGAAGGAGCCUCCCCGCCAUUCCGUGGAGAGCAUCUGCCUCAGGGCGGGGAACAAGGUGUUCUUCACUGAUGAAACACAGUUCCUUGAUGAUUUAAACCAAUGGACAUUGCUCAUUGUAUCGCCUCCUAUUUAUUUGGGCAAAAUAUUUGAGUCUGAACAUAUAGCAUUUCUGACUGAAGGUAUAUCCUCUCAAGAAGGCAGUUCACUGCCUAUAACGUGCUCAACCAAAAAGCUGGUAAAGUGGUCUGAUUACUGUUCACCUUUGGCAUUUAAACCUGGAGAACCUUAUAUAUUGUUUGCUGAAGCCAGUAUAGACAACUUCAGUAGCCUUGGGAUAGCAUUUAUGGAAGAUAGACUCCAAAUGGAUAAUGGAAUGGUACCUCACAAAAUUGUGUCUGUACACCUACGGAAGUCAGAGUUGGAAGAACUGGAACAACUGGCACCAAGUACAGAAGAGGAGGCAAAGGCUAGCAAUGUUCAACUUGGUGUGCCAACUCAAGAGCCAACGUUUGAGACAGCUGUCUCAAACUGUGCAGGAGGUGAUGAUCAAGAAGUCCAGGAAGAGAAAUGCAAACUGAAGAAAGCAGAUGAGCAUCAUGAACAACUUGAGCACCUGUCUGAAAAGGAGAGUGGUAGUGGUGAACAUCAUCAUUUGCAUCUUUCUAGCUGCCAUGAGUGCUUGGAACUUGAGAAUAGCACUAUUGAGUCAGUUAAGUUUGCCUCUGCAGAAAAUAUUCCAGAUCUUCCUGAUGAUUAUGGUGGCAAUUUUGAAGAUGUUGGAUAUCUGGCAGGACACCUGAAAAGAGUAAAUCUUACUGGGAAACCUCCUAAUAUCUUAAUUUAUGUUGGUUCCAAAUCUGGAAAAGUCAAAUUUGAAGAAGUAAAAUCAAUCAUCAUGGAAUGUAUUGAUAUUAAUGCUUAUACUGUCUACCAGCUAUUAGAGGAACAAAUAUUGAGUGUUCCUUGGGUUGACAAUACGCAGCUGUUAGUCAUUGCUGCAUCAGAGCCCGUAUCAGAUGCUGUUUCCAAACAGUUUCUGGUUUUCAUGUCAAAAGGUGGGAAGGUUCUGGGACUUUCAGCCUCUUUCACUUUUGGUGGUGUACAAAUAAAAAACAAAGAUGGACUGACAGACACAGUGCAGGCCUUGGUAUUUUCUAAAGCAGAGGACAAUGAGAUUAAGCUAAAUAUUCUAACUAGUGGGAAAGUUUUCAAAAGAGAAACUGCAGAAGAGCUCGGCUCUGUGAAGUCUCUUGGUUACUUGGACAGUGCAGAUAAAGACAUGAUGGUUGUUCAGCUGACAUAUGGAAAUAGCGGAGGACAAGCCAUUCUUUGCCAGGUGCACUUAGAAGUAGAUGUCAAAAGUUUGUCUAAAAGAUCUCCAGAUGACUUUAAUUUUCUCAAAAUGAGCAAUGCCACCAGAUAUGAAGUUCUUAGUGAAAUACUAAAACUACUUGGUUUGAGCUGUGGAUUGAGUAAAGUUCCUUCAUUAACUCCUCUUUACCUUCUCUCUUCUGACAUGGAAGUUCACAGUUCUUUUUUGGAAUGGCUUGGAAGAAAUGUGAAUGCAGAAGGAUUAAUCAGCUCUAGCAAAGUGUCCCUUAAGUUUGUACCAUCCUGCAAUACAGAGUUAGAAAUAAUGCCCUCACUCGUUCCUGUAGUCACGGAAGUAGGAUCUUUCUCAUCAGAAUAUUUCAGCCUUGAGGUAUAUAAACAAAAUCUACAGACACAGAACCUUGGGAAAGUGGUCCUGUUUACUGAAGUUACAUCAACCACAAUGAAUCUUCUUGAUGGAUUGAUGUUCCGGGUGCCCCAAGAAAUAGGUCUGAUAGCAAUUGCAGUUCAGCAAUCCCAAGGGAAAGGUCGUGGUGGAAAUAUCUGGCUGAGUCCCAUGGGAGCUGCUUUAUCAACUCUACUUAUUACCAUUCCAUUAUCUUCUGAACUGGGACGAAGGAUUCCUUUUAUUCAGCAUCUUGUUUCUCUAGCAGUUGUGGAGUCUGUUAGAUCAUUACCUGGAUACCAGGAUAUUGACCUGCGGUUAAAAUGGCCUAAUGAUAUCUACUACAGUGACCUUAUGAAGCUUGGGGGAGUUUUAAUAAAUUCCACUCUAACAGGAACUACAUUCCACAUACUUAUUGGCUGUGGAUUUAAUGUGAGCAACAGCAAUCCAACUAUUUGCAUCAAUGAUCUCAUUAUGGAGCACAAUAAAACAAAGAAUACACAGUUAAAGCCCUUAAGUGCCGACUGCCUGAUCGCGAGAAGUGUAACAGUUCUGGAAAAACUGAUCAACACCUUUCAAGAGAAAGGGCCUAAUGGAGUUCUUCCCCUCUACUAUAAAUUCUGGGUACACAGCGGUAAACAAGUUCGUCUGAAAAAUGAUGAUGGACCACUAGCCCGGAUUGUUGGAAUAGAUGAUUCUGGAUUCCUUCUGGUUCAAGAGGAAGGCAAAGAUGUAGUGACUGUGCAUCCAGAUGGCAAUUCUUUUGAUAUGUUGAGAAACCUUAUAAUUCCAAAGCAGCAGUAGCUUUUGGAGAUGGCAGAACAGCAGGUCUCUAAAGAAAACUAUUUUAUAUUUCCUAGUUAGUCUUGAGCUUGACUGGAGAUAGUAUAUCAAAUGGAAUUUAGCUAAAGCUGAAGAAAAGAAACAUUGUAUACCAAGCAAAUAAUUGAAUUUUUGCAUUAUUUAAUUGUUCUGGGUUUCUUUUGGUUUGGAGGAGGGGUUUAUUGUAUUUUUUUUCUGUGCAUUCAUGGGAGAGGAGAGGAUUAUGAUCACCAUGAAAACUUUGGCAUGUGAUUUUUAGAAUGGAUCACUCAACUGAAAUUUGCAAUAGGAAAAAUUGUGUUAUUCUGUUACUGCGAACUGUUGUACUUUUACUUACCAAACACCUUUAAAACUGAUACUUAUAUUUUUGUUUGUAUGCGUACACAGGAAAUAAUAUUUUUUGUUGUGGAAUAUUUUGCAAUAUUAAAAUGGCAGCUUUGCUUAGCAAUGCAUUAGUGAGAUAAUUUAUAUUGUGGAUUAUUAACAGGAUUUAGUUCCUUCCCCUGUCAAACAAUUGUUUGCAAGGAAUUUUUGCUUUUUUGAAAAAUGCUCUGCACACACUGACCUGGAAUGGAGCCAAAGUGUCUCUGCAUGUUCAAAAUCUGUGAGAAACAAUAUUAUUUUGAGAUUUGGCCUAGAGUUCUACAUUAUUGAAGAUACUUUCACUUACUUAGAAGUAGGUCUUAAUUUCCCAGUAUCAUUUUGAAGCUUGAGAAUUUCACAAAUAGCAGUGCCUUCAAACAGAAUUUAUCUAUAAAUAAUGUUUCGCCUUUUACCUAUCUUAGUAGUAGUAGAACUUGUUUCUCAAGGAUAUCUGUUUUUUAGCAAUUCAUUUAAACCUCAGUCAUCCUGCACGCUAUUUAAUUUAGGCAGCAUUUUGCUUUGCAUGUCUAUAACUUCACAGGUACACAGAUCCUCUGAAUUCUAUUGAUAGUCAAAUGGCAUAUUUGUGUGUUUUCAUAUUGUUGGCAUAUGACACUUGUGCUGUCAUAUUUCUCUGUAAGAUUCUUCACAUGUGAAUGUGCUUUGGAUCCAUUGCUAAAGCCCUCAAAAUUUCUGUAUCCUUAAUGAAGAGUGAAUAAACAAUGUGCCUUGCCUCUUCUGUUCUGAUUUUUAAAGAUAUAGGAAGACAAACCUUGGUAAAAAUGGCUUCCAAGUGUAUUUAGCCAUCAUACGGGGAUGACAUCUUAUAGUUAAGAACAGAGAGUUAAGAAGAUGGCAAAAUAUAAUAAAUGCACUUUUAAUAAUGAGGUUCUAUUUUUUAUUUUUUAUUUAAUAAUAAUAGCCAAGUUUAUUGUUGACUCAGAGGGUAAAAUUCCAAUCAGUCUAGAAAGAGUUCCAAAAGGUUAUUUUCCGGACUGGGUGACUGAGCAACAGGAUAUGAAAUGAAUGCCACUGUAAGCAAAUGGAAAGUAAUACAGAUUGGAGGUGAUCUCAAAGAUACUGCUGGACUUUGAUUUACUGUAAUCACCCAGAUAAAAUAUUGGGGUGGGUAGAACAAUUACUGACUGUCAGCAAUGUGGGGCAACAAAAAAGACAAAUUUAGUAUUAAAGUAUUAGAAAGAAAAUGAAAAAUGCUUUUUAAUAUUAAUGUGUGGAACAUCCAUCUAUGGAAUACCAUAUUUCAUCAAAAACGAUGUAAAGUUUCAAAAGUACAAAAAAUGACCAUGAAAAUUAUUGGAGUAGAAAUAUUUUCCUUACAAAUAAGGGCAUGUGGCUGGGUUUAAAUUUAAGAAAAAGGUCUCACACAGUGCCUUCCUAAUAUUAGCUUCUCAGUCCAUUGACUUCAAAGGAAGUAGAAGGGUGUAAUUCUGCUUAGGAAGGUACUGCAAAACUAGAAAACAUUUACAAAGUUAUGAAAAAUAUGAAUGAUUAGGAGAAAGUGAUUUGGAGAUUUCUGUCCCUGGCUCUGUGCCAACAAAUUUCAGUUUAUCCUUAAUUGCUUGUUAGUAUGAUGGGCAAAAAAUAGGCAGCUACUAGACUUGUGACAUUUUUGACAUUUUGAAGCCUUGGGGGUGUGCCUCCUUUUUUUUAAGAAGAGGGAAAUGAAAUACAUGCAAUAAUUACUUAAUUAUCAACUUAUUUUACUGGUUUAACAACAUAAACUGUGUAAUUUGUACUAUUUACUAUAGUUAUUAAAAGUAUAAAUGCCUUAGUUUUCUACACAUGAAACUGCAAAUAUAUCCAAUAUUAGAAAGAUCUGCAGACUUCUGUAUCCUAUGCUACUUUAGCACAUGUAAGUAGUCUUUGCCAUUCAAGAGGAAAGAGAAAAAAUGUUAACAAUGGGCAAAACUGGUAGUGAAGAAAAGAAAUAGGAAUAGCAGUAUAUUGGGAUAUUGACAACAUCCAACAUAAUCACCAAGUGUUUUUAGAAAGUUGGUCAGACCUCAUGGGACUCUUGUCCAGCAGGGCUUCUGAUUGACAAUGCUAGACAACUGACUGGCUGCACAGAUAAAAAUAACAUUGUUUCAGCACCAGCUGCCACCACACUGUUGGUUUUAUUUUCUGCCACUCGGCUUUCCCAGUAUUUUUAAAAAAUUAGUCCUCUUCUCCUGUGAAUUUGGGCUUUCCCUGUGCAUAUGGUCCCAUUACCUGGGGCAGCCAUUUUGUAGAUGUGAAAACUACCAUGUGUAUGAAUUCUAGAGUUGUCCACAGACUCAAAAAAGGUUGGGGCUCCUACUGUAGUUUUUCUAAAUCAAAAUGUUCAUACUGCACAUUCUGAACGAGUUGAGACUUUUGUUUCAGAUUUAUUCAGGGCCAGAGUCGAUGUUCACUUUUUAAAAAGAGUUGUGUUCCCCACAGUCACACAACAAAUGUGGGGAAUGGGUAUUAAAAAAAAUUAAACAGCCUGUUUGGUCUUGGAAUGACACCACUGGGGGGGACAGCAGGCUCCUGCCUGCCUUCAUCAGCCAUUUUCCACACCAAAACAACACUGGGUGGUGUUAUUUCUGCAGUUUUAAUGCUGCAUAUGGAGUUCCUCCUCCUUCCCCCCUCCCAUGAUGGCCUUCCUAGCCAAGACAUGACCUGCUUUAUUUGUUAAUAGGCAAUCCCACAGUUGCUGUGUUGUUGCAGUGAAUUUGGAUUCAACUCUUUUGAAAAGGGACUGUCUAAUUUUGCUCUCAAUCUCGGUACUAAUUUGGCACUCAAUCUCCACCAAAAAGAAAAUAUUUCAUAAGAUCUUUUUGCAUUCUCUCCAAAAUUUUCAAAAAUUUCAAUAUGGACAAACUAAAAAAAAAUCUCCCAAAAUUUCCCUUUUUUUUUCAGUUGAACAUCUUUAAAAAGCGACAUGUAGUUAAGUCCACACAAAGUGCUGAAACAGAUUAGGCUUGCUAGCCAUAACAAUUAAGUCGUGGAAUACUAUUCCAUUGAUUCUUCAGUCAAAUGUUCCACCAUGUCCAGUCAGGCUACAGUUUUUGGUGCCCUGGGCACUGUAAGAUCUGGUGCAUUUCCCCCAACCCACCACAAGCUGGGUACUUAAAGAUCCAGAGCUGCAUACAAAGGAGACACAGAACUGUAUGGUCACAGAGCCUCUGUUAACUGGAACUGGGCAGAUGCAGAGUUGGUAGAGGCCUGUUUUUCUGGGUGUUGAAUGGAUGAGCAAGCCCUACCCACCUGUGUGUAGCAACACUAUGGCAUGGUGCCUGCAGCUACACGUUGCUUGCCCAUAUUCAGGCACAUAUGUCGCUGGAUCAGGGAAGACAACCAGACAGGUCAGCUGCAGUGAAGCCUCCUUCAGACUGCCCUUCUCCCUGACAGGCAGAUGGCUGUGAUGCCCAGAGUUGUUGCUUGCCACACCUGCAUCAACACAGACACACACUGCACUAGAUGUGAGGGAAAGCAGCCAGGCUGCAGUAGCAACCUCCUUUCUCCAAUGGGCAUUGACACCGCAUCAGGCUGCUUCUUGCCAAAGUGAGUCACAGCUGAGUCCACUGCUGCCGUGGAGAAAGCUGGCUGCCUCUUCAACUGUGCUGAAGACUGGCACCUUAGGCUAUCACUUAGGCACACCUAGUGGUUGGGCCAGCCCUGACCCUGACUUCUGGCUUGCUCUGUCACAAGGCAUCUGGUAGAGAGAACCUGAGUCUGAUUCAACAAAAGAGUUACAUCCUGACAAAUACAUUACUUCUCUGUCAAGACAGUAACUAUUUUAAAUAGUAACUUUUGCUUAAUAGCUGUAUGAUAAUGUCACUUUAAACCAAGCACAAUAUUAAGCACUCUAGUCUACAGUGAGGAAUUAUGGGUUUUUAUGAAUUCUGAAGAAAGUCUGUUUCCAUUUAACCUGGUGCAAUGGUUAGAGUGCCAAACUGGGAUCCAGGAGACCCAGGUUUUAAUCCCCACUCUGUAAUGGAAACUUUGCAGGAUGACCUUGCAAGUGAGCCAGUCAUACACCCUCAGCCUAGACACAUUACAGAAGUGUUAUGAGGAUACACUGGAGGAGACAAGAAUGAUGUAAGCUGGUCUUGUUCUGCAUUGGGGAUAAUGGUGGAGUAUAAAUGCAGAUAAGAAAUAAAUGAAUAUGUCUUACACUUUAAGGAGUGUGCAUGGCUCUCCAUCUCCCCCCCCCCCCAUUAUAUCUUCACAAGAGACCUGUGAACAUUGGUCAGGCAAAAGCCUGAUGAGUUUCAUGGCUGGGAAGGGAUUUGAAGCCAUUACACUGACUUAUUCGGAAAAGAAAGGCAAUUAUAGCUGUGAUUUAAUUGGGACAUGGUGGUAGUUAUUUGUACCCCAUUUAAGAAGUCUAAUAGACUUGUAAAUGAGAGAGAGAGAACUUGUGACAUAUAGGUGAAAUGUCUGUAAAACAAACAGAUUUUAUUUGCUGAACAAUAUGAGUACAAGGUUUUGAAAAACCAAUUUUAAAUUACAUAGUUUUUUAAGCUCAACCUUAGUAUUUCUUGCACUGGAAUUUUUUCUUCAUUUAAUUUCCUUUUUGUAAUGAAAACUAAUGAAGUGUGGACAUACUGAAUCAUCAGGUAGAUCAGGUGAAAAUAUCACUUUUGCCUUUUCUUUUUAAUAGCCUGUCCUUGUACAUUCAAUGCUACGUGUUGUCUUGAAACAAGGGGGAAAUAUCAAUAUCAAUUAAAAACUGUCAUAAGUCUGCUAUUUUUGCUUCUCAAGCACUGAAGAAAAAUUGCUGUUUUGUGCAGAACAGCUGAAUGAGGUCUUUUGGACUAGCAGCUGUUGCAGUCAGAAAUGCCUGUGGGCCUUUAUAUAGGAUGCUUAGCUAAAGGUAUAUGGGGAAUACAGCUGGCAAUUACAUUGUUUUUUGAAUCAAGCUUGGCUACUCACAGCUUUUGUAUGAAAGCCUGUAAUAGUGCUUGAGAGAAACUAAGACAGCAUAGCAAAAUGUGUCUGGACAAAGUCUGAAGGAACUAGUCAGGCAUCCUGAAAUUUAGAAAUAUCCCUCUAAAAAUGUGUAAUGCUAUUAAAAUGUCCACGUUUGU